This is a messenger RNA of Talaromyces rugulosus, 2613 nucleotides long. RefSeq lists its product as uncharacterized. The record is from RefSeq and is a predicted model, not a curated record. NCBI's taxonomy places the organism in Eukaryota, Fungi, Ascomycota, Eurotiomycetes, Eurotiales, Trichocomaceae. The transcript is spliced from 4 exons. Gene Ontology annotation, molecular function: DNA-binding transcription factor activity, RNA polymerase II-specific; zinc ion binding; DNA binding. Bases 1 to 2613 code for a protein of 870 amino acids. Gene Ontology annotation, biological process: regulation of DNA-templated transcription; DNA-templated transcription.
AUGCCAGGCAUCCUACCUAUGAAAGUGAUCAAGGUGGGCAACAACCCUCAGAGCCGCAUUGCCCAGGCCUGCGAUCGAUGUCGGAGCAAAAAAAUCAGAUGCGACGGCAUCCGGCCGUGCUGCAGCCAGUGUUCCGCCGUCGGGUUCGAGUGCAAGACCAGCGACAAGUUGAGUCGACGCGCGUUUCCUCGAGGAUACACCGAGUCGUUGGAGGAGCGAGUCCGAUCACUGGAGUCGGAGGUGCGCGAUCUCAAGAAUCUUUUGGACGAAAAGGAUGAAAAAAUUGAACUGCUUUCACGCAUCCAUUCCUUUGGUUCGCCGUCCCAGAAAUCGCGCUAUGCUUCCCCCUCGACAGCCGCACCUGGCCCAGUAACGCCCCCGGAGUCAUCAAAAUCAACUGCUUCCGAUGCAGAAGGCACAAUUUAUGUACAGACCGGCUCUUCGCCGUCGACGAAACCGACGUCAAACACACCUUUUACCGGCCCCUCUAGCGUCAGGGCUUUCUCGAGUACAUUGACAACGAAAGUUGUUGAACGCGGCACUCCUUCAUCAUCCAUACCAACUAAAUCGCUGACCUCAGUUGCGCCCAAAACUUUUCAGUCGCCUCACCAAACGCCGGCAUUGCCACCCAGAAUGGUGUCGGAUCAAUUGAUCAGCAUUUAUUUCCAAGAAUGGGCGCCUCUUUACCCUGUGGUUCAUCGACCUGCGAUCCUCAAAGCGUACGACACAUAUGUGACCAAAUCAAAAUCCCUGCAGGGUGAGCCCCAUCUCGUGGCUCAGCUCAAUCUGAUUUUCGGCAUUGCCGCAUUGUCUUCAAAGUCGAGAACCAACCAAAACCCCGCUAUCUUUGAGAAAACCUGGUACCCCAUGGUAGAAUCAUUGUCUGGUGAAACAUCAAUUUCUUCUAUGCAAUGCCUAGUUUUGGCUCAAAUGUACUGUUUAAUCAAAGGAGACUAUCAGUCUCUAUCACGUUACCGCGGCCUUGCAAUUGGCAUGGCGCAGGUCCUAGGCCUCUAUCAAAGCCAAACACGAUUUGCCCUGGAUCCAUUGGCCACUGAGACUCGCAAGAAGGUCUUUUGGUGCCAAUUCAUUUUGGAUCGUUUUACGGCCGCUGCAACUGGAUUGCCUGUUAUGCUUCGCGAAAACGAUAUUGACAUCGAGCUUCCGGCAGAUGUGGACGACGAGAAUGUGACCGAGACCGGAUUCGUCCCAUCUGUGCCUGGCGAAUCGACUCGCCUCUCAACUGCAUUGGCUUUGCUAGAGGCUUCCAAGAUUCUGGGAAAAGUCCUUGGGGCUCUAUACCCCUCCACAGCAGCCUACGAAAUUUCCAUGUCAAAACUACGCGGCUUGUCUGAGGAAUUGGAUACAUGGCAUGCGAAUCUUCCAUCUCAUCUGAAGCUUAUUUUCUCCCAAGACAAACCCAGCACCAAUGUCACCGGCAGUCGAUCACCGCUCAUUUCUUUGGUCUAUUACUAUAUUCGGGUUUUGAUCCAUCGUCCAGCAGCCUGCUUUGGAAACUCUAGACUCGCUAGUGCAUCUAUCCUGGCGAUUUCCGACUCCAGCAAGCACAUAGUCCAGAUUCUCGAGUUGCUGGAUGAAAGAUGCCUAUCUCUUUCUCUCGCUGUUAACCGCCUUGAAAUUGUCUAUUCGGCCGGUCUCGGACUUCUCUUGCAAAGUCUUGGUUUGAAGCGGGACAGCAAGCUCGCAAAGGAGACUCAGAGGACUUUAUUGGCGACCAGGAAGCAAUUGGAGCCUGAGUCCAAGGUGGCUGCGGCCGAGUUCCGAGCUUUGACAAACAUCAUCACAGGCUCUAAUGGUGAUCGACAGUCAUCGCCAUCCUUAAAAGUCCAAUCCCUAUCACCCAAGAAAGCACUUCAGUCUCUGCAGUCCCGUUUUUCGCCAGCUUCCAAUACAGGAGACGUGAAAGGGCAAGGGAUGUCGAGAAGGAACACAGUAGCCGGUAGUGGAGCAUUGCCGGAAUCGAGACGAGACGAGAAUGGCCAUCGCCAAAUGCGACAUGCAUCUCACCAACACAGCUUCCAACAAUCGUUUGGCAAACGUCGAACAGUGGACGACCUAUCGGCCGACACCAAUCUAGACUUUUACCCCGUGGAUGUUGAUGGUGGGACGGGUAUGACAUGCGCUGAUUCAUCCAAUAUGCCGUUGUCUACGGCGGAUUGGGAAUUGAUCCUUGGCGACCUAGACCGCGGGCACUCCAACAUAUUCAAUGGUAUUUAUGGCGGACGGGAGUGCGGAUCUGGGCCGAGCCAUUUUGACGCGGUGCUUUCUGGAUAUCCAAGCUACGCUACCUCGUAUGCAACGACCGAAUCUGCCCGGCCUGCGUCUCAGGAGCUGUCUCCAAACACGUGGUCGCCCGAUAGUGGCGAUCUGUCGCAUGCUUAUGAUGGGUCCAGUCAGAGCGUGCAUAGCCGGUCGGAAGAUGGUCUUGGGAGCACAGAAGACCUGCUUGCAACCGAGGGUAUCGGCAUGCAACAAGCCGGCGGCAUCAACAUGGGAAACUCGCUCAAGGGGAUCGUGAUCCCUAGUAUUGACGACGAGUUUAUCGAUCUUGGGUUUCUCGAUGGAUGGGAGCAGCAGAUGGCCAUGGCCUGA